Alligator sinensis (Chinese alligator) is the source of this 6435-nucleotide messenger RNA. It is a transcript of the gene GPSM1, whose product is annotated as G protein signaling modulator 1. The record is from RefSeq and is a predicted model, not a curated record. The coding region runs from base 3 to 1790 and encodes 595 amino acids. NCBI's taxonomy places the organism in Eukaryota, Metazoa, Chordata, Crocodylia, Alligatoridae. The transcript has 12 exons. Gene Ontology annotation, molecular function: protein binding; GTPase regulator activity.
CCAUGGCCUCGCCGCCCCCGGGGGACCGCCUGCCCGGACCCGCCGCCAUGAGGCUGCACUCCAGGAUGGAGGCGUCCUGCCUCGAGCUGGCGCUUGAAGGGGAGCGUCUGUGCAAGGCUGGAGACUUCAAAGCCGGGGCAGCCUUCUUCGAGGCAGCUGUGCAGGUGGGGACGGAGGACCUGAAGACUCUCAGUGCCAUCUACAGCCAGCUGGGCAAUGCCUACUUCUACCUAAAGGAGUAUUCAAAAGCCCUGGAGUACCACAAGCACGACCUCACACUAGCCAGAACCAUCGGGGACCGGAUCGGAGAGGCCAAGGCCAGCGGCAACCUCGGGAACACAUUGAAAAUCCUCGGGCAGUUUGAUGAAGCUAUCGUGUGCUGCCAGAGACACCUGGAUAUAUCUCAGGAGCAGGGAGACAAGGUAGGGGAAGCCCGAGCGCUGUAUAACAUUGGCAACGUUUACCAUGCCAAAGGGAAGCAGCUGUCUUGGAGCGGGGCCCAAGACCCAGGCUACUUGCCUGAGGAAGUCAAGGAGACGCUCCAGAAAGCUUCAGAGUAUUAUGAGAAAACCCUCCAGCUGUCCAGGCAAUUGAAAGACCAAGCGGUAGAAGCUCAGGCUUGCUACAGCCUUGGAAACACCUACACGCUGCUCCAGGAGUACGAGAGAGCCAUCGAGUACCAUCUAAAGCACCUGCUGAUUGCACAGGAGCUGGGCGACAGAGUGGGAGAAGGAAGAGCCUGCUGGAGUCUCGGAAAUGCCUACAUCUCCCUGGGGAACCACGAGCAAGCCCUGCACUUUGCACAGAAACAUCUUGCAAUAUCCCAAGAGAUCGGGGACUGGAACGGGGAGCUGACGGCUCGCAUGAACAUGGCCCAGCUGAAGACCGCCCUUGGCAUGGUGCUGGGCGACGAGGAUGGAGACUGCGCCCAUCACUACACUGGCUAUGAAGCGCAAGGAGCCAGGCCUAAAAGGAUCCAGAGGAGCAGCAUGGACAGCUUGGACCUCUUGAAGUUCCCCUCUGAAAAGGAGCAGAACGGAGACAGCCACCACAUGGGUGACCUGAAGCUGGCGGGAAAGGACUUCUUGCCCCUGCCUGUGAGAUCCAAGAGGUACCGGGAGAACCAGCCCAGUUCGGAGAGGAAAUCCCAGGAGUCCAGCACGUCCCCCCUGGAUACCAGAGAUGUCCGAGUCCACGUGUCUCAGUCGAAGAUCCCGCGGACGCCGUCGGACGAGGAUUGUUUCUUUGACCUGCUGAGCAAGUUCCAGAGCAACCGAAUGGACGACCAGCGCUGCCCGCUCGAGGAGAGCCAAACUGAGGCCGCCGAGGCUGCUGCUACCCCCGUGCCCGCCUUGGAAGAAAGAAUAUCGCAGUCCUCUCUCAUGGCAUCCCCGCAGACGGAGGAGUUCUUCGACCUCAUCGCCAGCUCGCAGAGCCGCCGGCUGGACGACCAGCGUGCCAGCGUGGGCAACCUGCCCGGCCUCCGCAUCACGCACAACAACCUGGGGCACCUGCGCGUGGAGGGCGAUGCCCAGGAGCCGGGGGAUGACUUCUUCAACAUGCUCAUGAAGUGCCAGUCGUCCCGCAUCGAUGACCAGCGCUGCGCCCCGCCGGACACCAUCCCCCGUGGCCCCACCAUGCCGGACGAAGAUUUCUUCAGCCUCAUCCAGCGGGUCCAGGCCAAGCGCAUGGACGAGCAGCGGGUGGAUCUGGCCACAGCCCAGGAGGAGGCGGUACCCGAGGAGCUGCAGCCGCAGCCGCAGCCUCCGCCGCCGCCCAGCUCCAGCUAAGAGCCUGGGCUGGGUGGGUCCCGUCCCCUCCCCGUGUCGUCUGUCCAAAAACUGAGGGUGCCUGCUCUGGCACGGACGUUGCCUCGGAGACGCUGGGGCGGGAGGGCCUGGAGGGUCCUCGGAGGCAGCGAUGCUGGCACAGGCCAGCGGAGAGGGGUUUUAGCAGAGGCUUUUCUUAGGCAACCCAGGACUGUGCUGCUGCUGAGGCACUGUCCACCAGCCGGCGUGGAGCACCAGGGCAUUGCGUCGGUGGAUGGAGAGGAGCCGCAAGGGGCCAGGUCUUAGAAGAGAUAUCCAGCUUGCUCGGCCCCUCGUGAGCGUGCUCCAGGCUGGAGGUGCUGUCUGCAGCCCCUCGCUUUCCUUACUUUGGGAUCCUUCCUCUUCCCCUCCUGGCGUGUGCGUGAGGGAUGUGGAGCCGUCCCUGCCCCGUGACAGCAUGGGGCGCAUGGGCAGAGGUCCAGUCCCUAUGGCCACGGCUGUCCGGCGCCAUGCACAGCUCCCUUGGCACAAAUUGAGACCCGUUCAGCCAGGGGAGAGCUUGUGCGUGCCGUUCCCAUAGCCCGUGCCAUCUCUAAGCUGCCCGUAGAGAGCGGCCCAGCCAGAGACAUGAGUUAUUCCCCCAGACGAGGCCCUGCCACCUGUGCAGUGCUGUUGCUGCAGGGGCAGACUACAGGAGCCUGGCUGGAGGCCGUGUCUCCCAGCUGGGGCCAGUGUGACCAGCAAGAGGGGUGCCGAGGGGUGCCAGGUAGCAGGGGCCAAAGCCUGCUGUGCAGCACCCUGCGCUUCAACACCAGUCUGUCCAGCAUGACCUGAGCCUUGUGCAUUCACCAGCAAAAGAGCCAGGCAACCCUUCUGCUGCCGGGGUAGCUGAAGCCCUUGCCUAGGGCAGGCACGUGCCAGGCCGUGCCUCGGCUGGUGCUCAGCACCGCACGGACCCCGGGGCGUUUCUGGCUGGCUCCAGCAGGAGCUGUUUGCCGCCCGUCUCCUCCUCCGCUGGUCUUUUAAAGCCCCCCACCCAGCUAUGCCAGACAAUCAGGAGAAGCCGUCCCCUUUCUGUCGGCCGAGAGCGGUCUGCAGGGCGCAGGGGGUCUCCUUUUCUAGCCCUGGGGAUCUUACGCAAAGGGCAGGUCAGGUCUGAGCAGCAGCAGGAGGGUUGAGGUCCCUGCUGCGUUUCAGCCCUUCUGGGCCAGCCCAAGCUGGGAGCUCAGACUUGGAGGUCCAGCCUGAGCGUCAGGCCCCAGAUCUGUCUGUGUAGGAAAAAAACAAGGGGAAGAGUAAAAAUGACAGGCCAGGGCCAGCCUCGCCUUAGAGGAAGAACCUGCCGCUAGCCUCUUGGCAAACCCCCAACUUUUGGCUCCUGCGGUUUUGCCAACAGUUUCAUAAGGAAGAAUCCUCUCCUCCAAACUAACCUGUCCGUGAAAAAUGUCAGCGUGGCUAGAUGGGCAUGGCUGGCAAGAGGUGCGAGGAAAACUCCCACCCAGCAGCGAGGCAGGGGGCUCUUUGCAUCCCCCCCAGAUCAGCCAGGACGGCGCGUCUAAAGCAGCCGGGCAUUUAGCCUAAAUGAGGUCCUGUCUGGAGGGGUGGGGGAAGACCGAGAAGUGAGAGGUAAGGUAAUAAUAGCUGAUCUGCUACCGGAUCUGUUAGAGUUGGGAGUGACGGGAGACAAGUGUUCAGGCACAGAAAUGCCCUUGCUCAGGUCUGGGACGGAACGAGCUUUCCCCUUGAAGCCCAUUUUAUUAACGACAGUCAAAAUUGGAAGUGAUGGUUGGUGACAACUCCUUCCUGAGCACUUUGCCUGGCUCGACUGGCUCCCCGUCCCAAGGCACCGCUUCUUGAGAGAGCGGUUGCUCUCGUGGUACCUAACGGUGCAGAUGGAGAUGACCCUGACCACAGCCAAAGCACCUCGGGCUGCCGUCCCACCACUGACCAGAAGCGACAACCUUUGACUACGUCUCCCCACGGACAGAACUGUGCCUUCGUCUGAUUUAGGAGGAAAGUGGGUUUGUAACAGCAAAAUCCCCAGCAGACAACCACCCCUGCAGCCUGUUCCCUUUGGGAAGAAAGGCCGUGCAGCCCAACAAAGCAGUGAUCAGGCGGGAGUUGCAGUUACCCCCGGCUGCAAGGGACUCAUCGGCAAGGCGAACGGGCAUCGCGUUGACUCCAGGAAGACCCUCCUCACCCUUGAAAUCUGCUCCCGCCAUAGCAGAUGAGGGAGCCCUAGCAGACCCACCACAUCCAGCCGCGGUGCCCUCAGCAGCGAGCGACCGGGAUUCAUAGAAACCUCCUUCAAACCACGUUAUGCAAAGAGCUGGCUUUCUGCAAGACACAAGAGACCUCUGCUGAAUGUGCUCGCCUUCAUCCAACCACGACACUUCGGCUCACUUCUUUGAAUGGAAACCCUGCACCAACCCCCAGCUACCACUGACUGCACGCCCCUGCGUUUCCUCGACUGGAGGAAGAAGAGAUCUAGUGAUUCCAGCUGACGCUCGAUGAGCCCGGCAAGGUUGUGCUCUUGGUCUACACUGCUCAACAAAAGAGUUGCUACUGACAAAGACCCUGCCUAAAUACCAAGCGCAGAACCUGCCAGUGCAGAUCUACCACCGUCCUGACCCAUAAAGCCACCCGAAUCCACGGUGCUUCAACACGUCGAUCACAAACAGCGCCGAGGGCCUUCGUGGAAAGUGUGUGGGUGCAACUUGAUCACCCCCGCCUCCAGAACAAGCUCCCAGGAAAGGGACGUGGCAAUUGUGUCCGUGGUGGGAGAGCACAGCCCACAGCAGCCACAACUCCACCUCCUACCUCCAGUCCUUGUCCUCCAAGGAAACCCGCACAACGCCUUUGGAAACGAGUCUGGGAGCAGAAAUGUUCAUCAGCCGCGGACGCGAGACAGGCGGUUGUGCGGUUCGUCAGGACUUCCCCGCUCCGUCCUCCGAGGUCACCGUGCUCCGCAGCCGGUUAAGAGCUCUGUAAAUGAACAGGACCCAAGGGGGAUGAAGGGCGUCUGCUGUAGCAACCUGUUACUGCUCCGAUCACUUAAAUCAGAAGCAGGCGGCACGUUUCUGCCUCCUCGGAGAGACAAUGAACACAACGGGGCUGAAGUUGAGCUCAGGCAGAGCUGCUGCUUUCCCAGACCAGAGCAAGGGCCUGUGCAUGUCCCGGGCACGUGUUGCAUCUCUCCCAACAGUAAAACUGAUCCAAUAGCAGAUGUUACCUCCCCUCACAAGGCUUGCUGGAGACUCGCCUUCCCCCGACGAGACCUGCAGAAAACGCCUGCAGGCUGGCGUGGACGAUUGAGCCAUACCGCAGGACCAGCUAAACCCGGCCCGCCAGUCCACGUAGGUACCGAACUACGUUGCGUUCGCCAGGGGCCGGGAGGGUCCAACAACGCGGCCCGAUGUGGCCGGGGGUAGCCCUCCCUCCCCACGUCCACACAGCUCCAGCCCCAGAGGUGAACUGGAAGCCGUUCCUCUGCUCCCAGCAGUGUUAAUGAUUCGCCAUAUACUUGAAUGUAUUAGCGUAUUUAUUUUUUACAUGUGCAUUUGCUAAUGUCAUUUUAACGGGGAGUUUCCAACCCAGAAGGUACUUCAGUUUUUGUUUUUUACUGGGGUGGUGGGGGAGGGAACAAAAGCAAGCUGCCAAAUGAAGUAAUAUAUAGAAAUCAACACCACGGGGGUGGGGAGGAGUUGUGCUUAAUAAAUAGUUGUGGUUCAAGCUUCUUCAGGGUUGCUCUCGUGUUUUGGUCCCUCUCGGGUUCACCAGCCUCAGCCUGCUGGGCUGGAGCAGGUGCCUUGGCCAGGCUGCAGGGAGCCAGGGGCCGGCUCGGGCCAGUGGGACCCCAAAGCCCUAAGAAAAGCUACGGCAUUUAAACAGCUGGUUAAGGGGACACGUUGGCCCUUGCCCUGACUCCAGGCCUCUGCCUGCCAAUGCAGGUCUCAGGGAAACAGUUCUUGCCUCCAAGGGGUCGGCAAAGGCUGUCGAAGGAAGUCUCAGUCCCAGGGGCAGACAAGGAGCUGGAAGAGAGCCCCAGGGGCAGAGAAGCAGCCCAUGAGCCUGCUUCAAAGAGAGAGAGUCCCCCAGGGAGCCCGAGUCCUUGAUGGAGCACACUGCUGUUGCAGCAUCUCUACCCGUCAGUGCAGACAGGAGCAGCGAGCGGUGGCAGCGAUCAGCAUCUGGCCCAUGCUGCCGACAGCUGUCUGGAGGGGUGCACAGACAGCAGCCCCAGCUCUCCAUGCUGGACAACGCUCCUGACACAGAGAUGCUGCAGGAUCUCUGUCUGCCCUCGCUGGCUUGGGCACCCGGCGCUCCUGGGGGUGCCGGGCUGUCUGGCAAGUGAUGCUGGGCAGCAGCUCUCAGGCCAGGGCACAGCUGGACUCCGCAGCCUGGCGCACUCGGGGCGGGGAGAUGCGUGCGAGGGGUCUGGGCACAGAUGUCACAAGCCCGAGACUCGGCAGCGACGGAGCCGGGAGCCUGUGCCCUUCAGGGAGCCUCUCACCUCGCUGUCCCUCAUCGUUAGGAAUGAGCCGGUCCCAGUGGAGAGCAGGUGGUGUUUGUGUGUGGCGCCGAGGGAAGUGUCCCUGCUCCAGCCUGCGGGUCACAUGUAGCAGGGGCUGGCCACGUGCACCGCUGCUAACGGGCGUGGGAGGGG